Messenger RNA from Aplysia californica (California sea hare), 2093 nucleotides. RefSeq names its product glucose-induced degradation protein 8 homolog. The transcript has 6 exons. Gene Ontology annotation, molecular function: protein binding. NCBI's taxonomy places the organism in Eukaryota, Metazoa, Mollusca, Gastropoda, Aplysiida, Aplysiidae. Gene Ontology annotation, biological process: proteasome-mediated ubiquitin-dependent protein catabolic process. Gene Ontology annotation, cellular component: cytoplasm; nucleus. The record is from RefSeq and is a predicted model, not a curated record. Bases 249 to 944 code for a protein of 231 amino acids.
UCCUCGUUCGGAACUCUUUUCUCGAGGAAACAAUUAUUUUCAUUUUCUAUUUUUCUAAGAUCUCCCCUUCAAUUCAGUAUUCAGUUUCUUUCACUGCUAUACUGCUAUUCACUGUUACUGUUAUUCAGCAGACUGAUCGGUGCUCAGUCUCUGGUUCACAGUUUCACAGUUACUUACCUGCUGUGUUUACCGAGAUCAACAAGCAGAAAGCACAUUUAAUUUGUCCCCUCCAGCCAGCAGUUGGCAAUAUGAGUUCUGGCAGCAGCGGGGACAGAGGGGAGGACCGACUAGUGAAGGAUGCUAAGGACGCCUGGAUGGCUGAGCUAGGUACACAACAUGUUGGCAGAGCGGACAUGAACAAAUUGAUCAUGAACUAUUUGGUCACAGAGGGUUUCAAAGAGGCAGCAGAAAAGUUCAGUGCAGAGUCCGGGAUCUCCCCAACUGUGAACUUGGACACUCUCGAUGAUCGGAUACGCAUCAGGGAAGCCAUCUUGGAGGGUCGUGUGAUGGAAGCCAUUUCCCUCAUCAACUCCCUGUAUCCCGAACUUUUGGACAGCGACAGAUAUCUUUAUUUCAGGCUGCAACAACAAGAGCUCAUAGAGUUGAUCAAGGCAAAGGAAUUGGAGUCUGCCCUGGACUUUGCCCAGACUCGUCUCUCGGAGCGUGUUGAGGAAAACCCUAAUGUACUGCCCGAACUGGAGAAAACGCUUGCCCUUUUGGCCUUUGAUGACCCCGAAUCAUCUCCAUUUGGAGAACUUCUGCACCCCUCGCAACGGCAAAAGGUUGCCAGUGAGGUCAAUUCAGCCAUCUUAGAAACAGAUUCGACUCCCCGCCUGGCCAAUCUGCUUAAGCUGUUACUGUGGGCACAGGAGGAACUGGACAAGCGAAAGGUGUGUUUCCCCCACAUGACCAACAUUGCCGAGGGCAUAAUAUCAGAUCCAUGAAGUGCUGUUGUCAGAUGACAGGACUCCAUCUGCUGUGUACUCCAGUCUGAGAGUUGAUAGGCACAUGGUGUGAGCAGCGCCCGAUAGAUUUUGUACUCUCUAAUUUAUUGUGUCGUUGUCUUCUCGUACCACUUUGGUUCUGUCUCAGGGAAAUCCCAAGUCCUUCGUUGGUCACUCUAUCUUUUGUCUUGGGUGGGUCACAGGUGGACUGGUUGUGUUAUCACUGACAAACUGGUCUUGGAGUCACUCAGGCAAUUUUCAUAAUUUUCCUGAUUUUGGCAUCAGAUUCUAUUGUUUUGAUUGUGAGUUAUGCAAUUUCCAUGAUGUUCCUCGAAGUGAUCUCCAACAUAUUUUGAUUGAUUCAUCAACGCUGUCAGACUUUUUGGUUGUGGGAAAAUGAUUGGAGGAAUCUCUUCCCUUCAUCAGAUGAAUAAUAUAAUCAUGCAGGAGGUUCGUGGGUGCCAAAGGGUGGUCUGCCCCCUCUGCUUCAUGUCAAGGUUGCCUCUUUUAUUGUCUCUUUUUGGCUGGCUGAUUCACAUAUAACUUCAGCUCAACAUUAACACAUUUCACAUAGAGUUAAUUCUUUCUCCAGGGAGUUUUAUAACUUCGGUCUUUGACUAUUGGGUACUCAGUUUUGCAAACCGUCAAUGUGCUACAAUAUUAGCCUAUAUCGUUUGUCAUUGUUUUGAGUAAACCGAAAAUACCCCCUCCAAAAACAUGUGAACUUUGUUAGUUUAGAUCUUUAUUUGACUCUCGCUGUAAUGAUCUCUUUUUUGUAAAUUGGAAAUUUGUUAGCAUAUGUACAUUGUUUUAUGAUAAGAAGCCACAACGGGAUCCAUAUAUGUCACAUCAACUUGGAUCACAAAAACUGGGGAUUAACAAGGCAAUGCUUGUUUCUCAUUGUUUUUCCUUCAUUCACUCCAAUAAAUAAUAAAAUGAAAACUGACACGCUCUUCAAAAUUUCAGCAAUAGUGAGACUUGACGCUGGAAGAAGAGAUGAUGAACAUGUGGUGGCCCUACUACCAAACCAUGCAACUCCCGUAAAUUCUUUGUUGGGCUGAUGCGAAUGAUUUUUACAGAAUUAUAAGCGUCCCGUUCCCAUCCAACUUUUUCUUUAAUACUGCUCACCAACACUUCCCCCCUCCCCAC